Truncatella angustata is the source of this 471-nucleotide messenger RNA. RefSeq names its product Mago nashi protein. The record is from RefSeq and is a predicted model, not a curated record. NCBI's taxonomy places the organism in Eukaryota, Fungi, Ascomycota, Sordariomycetes, Amphisphaeriales, Sporocadaceae. Gene Ontology annotation, biological process: RNA splicing. Gene Ontology annotation, cellular component: exon-exon junction complex; nucleus. Bases 1 to 471 code for a protein of 156 amino acids. The transcript is spliced from 3 exons.
AUGGCCAACUCAUCGGGCGAGCCGUUCUAUCUGCGAUACUACUCGGGGCAUAGCGGUCGCUUCGGCCACGAAUUCCUGGAAUUCGACUUUCGCGUCGUCGGGGACGGUCGCUCAGCCGUCGCACGAUAUGCCAACAACAGCAACUAUCGAAAUGACAGUCUGAUCCGCAAGGAGAUGUGCGUCUCGAGUCUGGUCGUCGACGAGAUCAAGCGCAUUGUCAAGAGCUCCGAGAUCAUGAAGGAAGACGACGCAAAGUGGCCACAGAAGAACAAGGACGGAAGGCAGGAGCUCGAGAUUCGAUUCGGAACCGAGCAUAUCAGCUUCGAGACCGCAAAGAUUGGCUCUCUAAUCGAUGUCACCGAGUCUUCGGACCCAGAAGGCCUGAGAGUCUUCUACUACCUGGUACAAGAUCUGAAGGCGCUUGUCUUCAGUCUCACAUCCCUGCACUUCAAGAUCAAGCCAAUCUCAUGA